GGGGGAGGUGGGUAUAAAAACUUGAGCAGUUGGGAUAAAAUUGAUUCACUGUGAUAGGCAGAGACAGACAGAGAAGAGGUGAGAGGAACGCAUCAGUGAGAACAGUAACACAUCAGCUUGAACCUUUUGGCAGACAGACAGAAAGAUGAAGUUCUCUGUGCAGUGUCUGGUACUGGCUACUCUUGUUGCUCUGUGCCUAAGUUACGAUUCCUCUGAGAGUAAUGAAUCAUAUGAAGACUUGUUUAUGCAUCAGCAGCAAGCCAACUCCUUCAUCAACCUUCCAAGAGGAAACGCACCGAGGAGGGGGGUAAAGUCACCUGCCGAACGUCAGACUGAGAUCUGUGAGGAUUACUCUCCCUGCCGCUCCUAUGCCUACCGCCAUGGCUACCAGACGGCCUAUAAGAAAUACUUUGCAGCACGGACUCGGAGGGCCUGAAUUACGCGAGGAUUGAUUGGACCGAGAGCAUGUCAGUCAAUCAAUGCAUCGAUACUGACCGCCUUUAAAAUAUAGCAUUCUAUCUCACAUUUCCAUUUGUCUGCUCUUGGUACCUUAUUCAUUACCAUGAAAAUAACACUGUAUUCUUCAGCAUACAGCUGUGAUUGUGAAGCCACUUUUACACACCAAACGCAUGCUGUGCACUUCACUGAGAGUCUGUACUUUAUAUCGCAUUAUACACUCAGUCUCUCUGUAUGUCUCUUUCUCCUACUUGCACUCACCUUCAACAUGAAAGUGGUGUUUGGGGAGACGGUGCAGUUAUAACAUUAGUCACCAAUUGUGUUAUUCUCCAUUUUGUUUUUAUCAUACUUCAUGCUUUCUUUAUCACCUAUCCCACAAUCUACGUCUGCUUUUUUCUGUCCAUGUCUUUUGAAAAAUUAAAAUUGAUUUUUAAGAAACAAAAAAA
Messenger RNA from Conger conger (European conger), 902 nucleotides. RefSeq names its product matrix Gla protein (gene mgp). The coding region runs from base 146 to 436 and encodes 96 amino acids. The transcript has 5 exons. The record is from RefSeq and is a predicted model, not a curated record. Gene Ontology annotation, cellular component: extracellular region. Gene Ontology annotation, molecular function: calcium ion binding. NCBI's taxonomy places the organism in Eukaryota, Metazoa, Chordata, Actinopteri, Anguilliformes, Congridae.